AUGGACUCGUUACCACUCGAUAUUUCUCAUCCUGCAGUGCAGGAUUACCUUUCCCUUGUACGGCUACAGGUCCUCACCCCUUUAUCACUUUUGAUUAACAUCGCAACACUAGUCGUGUGCUCAGUCAUUGUCAAGCCUUCAGCCGGGUCCAUUAUCAAGUCACACCCUACAUCGAUAUCUCCUUCUCCAAGCCUCAUUUCUGCCUACGUCGUCGCUAUAUGCCUUGGGCAAAUAGGCUACUGCACGUUGCUGGUUGUAGCUAGGAAGCCGGAGACGAAGCACACGCAGACAACGAUAGUGAAAGGAGUUGGUCUUUCCCUCGUUUUUGCAAACUGGUUGAUGGCUCUUUGGGCCGUGUGUUGGGUCCUUGAGUUUUUCUUACUCUCGACGAUACUUCUUGGACUUCUGGUUCUAUGUUUGUUAUAUUCGAACAUCGCGCUGCUCACGUAUCAUCCUCCCACAUCCUCGCGCCCUCUCGACACGGCACUCAUUCACGCUCCACUGCGUUUCUUCCUAAUUCUUCCUCUAUCCUUGCUGUUUCCCUAUUCGCUCUUCAUCACUCUGGGGUUAUAUUAUUCACCUAGUAACCCCGAAGAUUACGGGCGCUUUGCUUGGCCUGGAUUUGGGGUCACAUGCGGUGCAAAUCUCAUUGGCCUAUUUGUGAUAAUGAUGCGCCGUGAUAUCGUAUGGGCUGUCGCAGCUACUUGGAUUUGUGUCAGUAUAUGGACCGCGAGGCCCAAACCUGCUCCUGUUUAUAUUACUGUUAUUUUGUUCACCGUACUCCACCCUCUGGCUCUCAUUGGAACGCUCCUCUACCGUCGACUUACCAAGCGAGAAGGCAGAAUUGCACUACCCACCGAUGAAGAGCAUGAUACAGGAGCACCAAACGGGCAUGGUCCGCGAGAGAUAGAUGCCGAAGCUCUCUGGGGCUCUGGCUGAGCAGCGGUUAGAUUCUAGUUCCCUUUCCUCUCCGCUAGCGCGUUACGUGAAGGUUUUAAAUGGCCUGAUUCCCGUUGGUUACAUACUAUAUGGACCCUUUCCUCUCCGUUAGGACGUUACGUGAACGUUAUAUUUGGUCUGAUUGUUACAUACUGCACACACAAAAGACGAAAAAAUAAUAGGGUUGCAAAUCGUCAAGGACUCCUGAAUGAGUGCACUGUGCAGAUAAG
Messenger RNA from Suillus plorans, 1169 nucleotides. RefSeq lists its product as uncharacterized. Lineage: Eukaryota; Fungi; Basidiomycota; Agaricomycetes; Boletales; Suillaceae. The record is from RefSeq and is a predicted model, not a curated record. The transcript has 7 exons. The coding region runs from base 1 to 939 and encodes 312 amino acids.